Rhipicephalus microplus (southern cattle tick) is the source of this 2112-nucleotide messenger RNA. RefSeq names its product short transient receptor potential channel 3. Gene Ontology annotation, biological process: calcium ion transmembrane transport; regulation of cytosolic calcium ion concentration. The record is from RefSeq and is a predicted model, not a curated record. Gene Ontology annotation, molecular function: inositol 1,4,5 trisphosphate binding; store-operated calcium channel activity; protein binding. NCBI's taxonomy places the organism in Eukaryota, Metazoa, Arthropoda, Arachnida, Ixodida, Ixodidae. Gene Ontology annotation, cellular component: cation channel complex; plasma membrane.
AAAAGCUCACACCAACCACAUUAAGAAAUGGACAACGCAGCCUUCGAAGGCAGUGGUGCAGCUUUGCACGAGCCUGUAGUCCGACGGCGGGCUCUGAUACAAAGAAGCUUACGCCUGCAGCCAGAGGAGCAGCGGUUCCUGGAUGCGGUGCGGGAUGGCGACAUACUCGGAUUGAGAUCCGUGAUUCAGGCGCAUCCCUUGCUGGACGUGAACUGCUGCGACAUGCGUGGUCUACGAGCACUCGAGGUGGCCGCUCAGAACGGCGACGUCGAGCUGAGCGUCGAGCUGCUCAGGCUACGCGCCCUGGACGCGGACCACGUGCAGAGCGCCCUGCUGGUGGCCAUACAACGCGGAGACAUACGCCUCACACAAAUACUGCUCGACGGAGCACAUGGACCAUGCACUGUGCCAGUGGGCAACAUGACACCACUCAUGGCAGCUGCUAUCGCAGGCGACCUUGAGAUCACCAAAAUGCUCCUGGAUAGAGGCCAUACCAUUCAAAAACCGCACGAACCUGGAUGUCGUUGUGCCGAGUCCUGUCGCGAGCAGGCGGCCCGCCAUGGUGAGCGGUUGUCUCAAUCGCAGUUGAGGCGCAACGCCUUCCGUGCUCUGAGCAGCCCCGUGCACAUCCUGCUCACGUCUGACGACCCCGUGCUCACAGCGUUCACGCUCAGCCGAGAGCUUCGCGAACUGGCACAGAGCGUGCCCGAGUUCCAGAAUGAGUACGAGGAGAUGGCCGAGCAGUGUUCGCGUUUUGCGGCUGCCAUCCUGGGUGCUUGCAAAAACACCGAGGAAGUGGAGACGGUGCUCUCACAACCGGAAGGUUUUCCGACAAAUAGACCUUUCCGCUUUCCCCGGCUCUCUCUGGCGAUCCUGCUCGACCAGAAGAACUUCGUGGGGCACGCGAACUGCCAGCAAGUCCUACGUUCUCUGUGGUACAAGGGUCUCCCAGGCUGGCCGGCAUGGUCCCCAGCUCGAAAGGCUGCUCACGUCGCAGGCCAAGCACUGGCCACUCCUUUCUUGAGCAUCGCGUACAUCUUCACGCCAGAGCCAAUGCGCGUGCUGAAGCCCCUGCGGGUGCCGCUGAAUCGCUUCGUUCACAGCUGCACCUCGUACGCAACCUUCCUGGUGCUCCUGACAAUCUCACUCUUUUACGGUCGGCGCGACAGCCUCAAGCUGCGCGUGCUCUGGUCUGAGAUUCUCGUCGGCGUCUGGGUAGUCGGCUACGUAUGGGAGCUGGCGCUCAGUGCUUGGGCACUGGGUCCUCGCGUCUUUCUUAGUUCCUUGUGGGCCUUGUACGAUGUAUGUAUGUUCGGCCUGUUUUUAGUAGCCGAGAUACUCUGGUUCAUCGUGUUCGUCUCUGCCCGAACGCUCCAGGAGAGCAUCGACCGUUCCCAGUGGCCGUGGUACCACCCAUACCUCAUUGGUGAGUCCCUCUACGCCAUCGCAACAGUGCUCGCCUUUUGCCGGCUGCUACUGUGGUGCCAGAUCCUGCAGACGUUCGGACCUCUGACCGUGUCGCUGCUCUACAUGCUUCGUGACGUGGUUCGUUUCAUGCUGCUGUUGGGUAUCGUCUAUUUCGGCUUCGCAGUCGGCAUGAGCUCCAUCUACAAGAACUACGCCGGAAAUGAGGCCACGCUGUCUAAUGGAACGACAUUGCAUCAACCCCCAAACUUUACAAGUCUUGGCCGUGCACUCAAGUAUCUUUUCUGGGCCCUCUACGAGCUUGGAACACCGGAGAUCGCUGACAUUGUCGUCUCCGGAGACGCGACGCGCUCGGGAGGCAAGAUCGUGACUCACAACUUCACCGAGUUUGUCGGAUACGCCCUCUGGGGCCUCUACCACAUCAUUUCGGUCAUUGUGCUACUCAACGUGCUCAUCGCCAUGAUGACCGACAGUUUCCAAAGGGUCCAGGGCAAUGCCUAUACGGAGUGGAUAUUCGCCCGGUCAUCGCAAUGGAUCUCGUACUUGGAUAUCAACGCUGGCGCCCCGCCUCCUCUCAACUUGUUUCCAACAGCGAGGUGCUUGCGCCUGUGCUACAAGAUGCACUUUGCCAAGAAAGGAAUGCGCAAGGGCAUUACCACGUCCAGUCGGCCAAGUACCCAAGGAUAG